Messenger RNA from Geodia barretti, 1470 nucleotides. NCBI's taxonomy places the organism in Eukaryota, Metazoa, Porifera, Demospongiae, Tetractinellida, Geodiidae. The record is from the annotation of a GenBank genome assembly.
AUGAAGUACGACUACGUAGUAGUUGGUGGCGGCUCGGCCGGCUGCGUAAUGGCAACCAGACUUUCCGAAAUGACCGAUAAAUCGGUGAUUUUGCUGGAAGCGGGCCCCGAUUAUCCGGACUUUGAGCAUCUGCCCCAGGACUUGAAGCAGGGCAACAAUACCUGGCUGUCGGCCUAUGGGCCGCACAGCUGGGAUUUGCGCGGUCGGGCGAAUCCGUCGCAGGAUGAGCCGAUGAUCAUCCCCCGCGGCAAGGCGAUGGGCGGGUCGUCGUCGAUCAAUGGCCAGGUGGUGUUCCGGGGAAUCCCCGAGGACUAUGACCUUUGGGCAGAAUGGGGCAACGAUGAGUGGAAAUUCACCGACUGCCUGCCGUUUUUCCGCAAGCUGGAAAACGACCGCGACUACGGCGGCGAUGACUUCCACGGUUCCGAAGGCCCUUUGCCGGUGCGCCGACCCCGCCGGGCCGAUUGGCUUCCCUUCAACACCGCGUUCUACGACGCCUGCGUAGCCCUGGGCAUCCCGGAGCAUCCCGACCAGAACGCCCCCGACUGCUAUACCGCCAUCUCACCGCGACCGAUGAACAACAUCGACGGCGUGCGGAUGAGCACUUCGCUCACCUUUUUGAGCACGGCCCGCCACCGCCUGAACCUCACGGUGCGCGGCAACAUCCACGCCCGGCGCGUAGUGUUGGACGGCAACAAAGCGGUAGGUGUGGAGGUGGAAAGCGGCGGCGAAAUCUUCACCGUCGAGGGCGAGGAAAUCGUGCUGUGCAGCGGCACAAUCGGCUCCGCCCAGAUACUGCUGCUGUCCGGCAUCGGCCCCGCCGACCACCUCAAGGAGAUGGGCGAGGAACCGGACACGUUCGCUCCCCAAAUACAGGUGGGUUUGCGGUGGAGCGCCGCCGACUCGCCCACCAAGGCCGAUUUCCAGAUAACCCCCACGCUGAUGACCAGCGAGCACCGCCCCGCCAGCAUCAGCUACGACGGCGAGGGUUUCCAUUUCGGCCUCAGUGUGGGACUACAAAACGCGGUUUCAGCAGGCCGGAUCAAGUUGCAGUCAACGGACCCACUGGUGCAGCCCGAUCUGGAUUACCAGCUAUUCAGCGACUCUUACGACCGGCAACGUAUGAGGGUGGCCGUGCGGAAGGCGUUGGAAAUCGCCGAGCGCGCGCCGUUCGGGGAUUUCAUCGUGGAGAGGCUCAAUCCGGUGGACGCCGACCUGGUUGACGAUGACGCACUGGACAACUGGAUUCUGCGUAACGCCUACACACAGCAUCACAUCGCCGGAACCUGCAAAAUGGGGCCGGCCAGUGAUCCGCUGGCGGUGGUGUCGCAGCACGGUCAGGUGCACGGCAUCGAGGGUCUGCGCGUUGCUGAUGCGUCCGUGAUGCCCGACGUAAUCCGAGCCAACACCAACGCCACCACAAUCAUGAUCAGCGAACGGGUGGCGGAAUGGAUCAAGUCUGGGCAAUAG